Pungitius pungitius (ninespine stickleback) is the source of this 4098-nucleotide messenger RNA. RefSeq names its product potassium voltage-gated channel subfamily A member 3. Bases 427 to 2004 code for a protein of 525 amino acids. Gene Ontology annotation, biological process: potassium ion transmembrane transport; protein homooligomerization. Gene Ontology annotation, cellular component: membrane; voltage-gated potassium channel complex. Gene Ontology annotation, molecular function: delayed rectifier potassium channel activity; protein binding. The transcript has 3 exons. NCBI's taxonomy places the organism in Eukaryota, Metazoa, Chordata, Actinopteri, Perciformes, Gasterosteidae. The record is from RefSeq and is a predicted model, not a curated record.
UCACGAUUUUUCCAUCACCUCUCACCUUGGGCAAUGACCUUGUUUGAAUAUGACUAUGGGUGCUCGGGCGUCUGCCCACGAGACGGAGAGGGAGGUAGAGGGAGGCAGAUGGAGGCGGGCACACCCAAACGAUGAUGCUCAAUGAUGCCCCGUCUGUUGCUUCUUGAGAAUAUCGUCCUGCGAUUGGCCGAGGACAGCGAAAGGUACCCAGCGCCGGCGCGCCAUGGGCGGGUGGAUGGCCCGUUUAUAAACCCAGCGCUUUUCUCGUGGGCGGGAACAGUACAAGAAGAGCGUGAAAGUGAAGCGCGGGGGGAGAAAAUGAGAUCGGGACUGUGGAGCAGAAAGGGGCUGUGGUGGCGGCUGCGGGUGACCGGAGUUCGCGGAGGGGGGCGCGGCGGCCGCCCCUGAAAGCCUCUCCAUCCGCGCAUGGACGACCACCUCAGCCUCCUGCAAUCACCCCCACCGAGCACAACCAAAACCCGGGGCAAUAACCUUGUGAACCACGGAUACACGGAGACGGAGGCCGGCGUGAUGACCGUUGUGGCGUGUGAUAACAUGCUCGAAGAGUCGGCGGCUCUCCCGGGCCACCACUCCCUGGACCGAUAUGAACCGGAUCACGAAUGCUGCGAGAGGGUCGUCGUCAACAUCUCAGGGUUGCGCUUUGAGACCCAACUCAAGACUCUCUCCCAAUUUCCAGAGACUCUGCUCGGGGACCCCAAGAAGAGGAUGAGGUACUUUGACCCACUCAGGAACGAGUACUUUUUCGAUCGAAACCGACCCAGCUUUGAUGCCAUUCUUUAUUACUACCAGUCAGGCGGGCGCAUCAGGAGACCAGUUAAUGUGCCCAUUGACAUUUUCUCUGAGGAGAUCCGCUUUUAUGAGCUUGGCGAGGAGGCCAUGGAGAAGUUCAGGGAGGAUGAGGGCUUCAUAAAGGAGGAGGAGCGGCCGUUGCCAGAGAAUGAAUUUCAAAGACAGGUGUGGCUUCUCUUUGAAUACCCAGAAAGCUCGGGUCCCGCACGGGGUAUAGCAAUAGUGUCUGUCCUGGUCAUCCUCAUCUCCAUUGUCAUCUUCUGCUUAGAGACGUUGCCGGAGUUCAGGGAUGACAACAGGGAUCCGAUCAACAUUGCACCAGCGAUAAAUGGCACACUCCCCUAUUUCAGCAGCCCCUUCUCUGACCCGUUCUUUGUUGUGGAGACGUUGUGCAUCAUCUGGUUCUCCUUCGAACUGCUGGUGCGCUUCUUCGCGUGUCCCAGUAAAGCCACGUUCUCCAAAAACAUCAUGAACAUAAUUGACAUCGUGGCCAUCAUUCCGUAUUUCAUCACCCUGGGGACGGAGCUGGCAGAGCGGCAGGGGAACGGACAGCAGGCCAUGUCGUUAGCCAUUCUGCGCGUAAUCAGGCUCGUUCGGGUUUUUCGCAUCUUCAAACUCUCGCGUCAUUCCAAGGGGCUCCAGAUUCUAGGACAGACUUUGAAAGCCAGCAUGCGUGAACUGGGGCUACUCAUCUUCUUCUUGUUCAUCGGCGUCAUCCUCUUCUCGAGCGCUGUCUACUUUGCCGAGGCAGACGACCCAGAUUCGGGUUUCAGCAGCAUCCCGGACGCCUUCUGGUGGGCUGUUGUCACCAUGACCACCGUGGGAUACGGGGACAUGCACCCCGUGACAAUCGGGGGGAAGAUCGUGGGGUCUCUGUGCGCCAUCGCCGGUGUGCUAACCAUUGCACUGCCCGUACCUGUCAUCGUCUCAAAUUUCAACUACUUCUACCACAGAGAGACGGAGGGAGAGGAGCAGGCACAGUACCUGCACGUGGGAAGCUGUCAGCCUCUGGCUGACGCGGAGGAGCUGAAGAAGACAUGCUCUUCUUCCUCACUCAGCAAGAGCGAGUAUAUGGUGAUAGAGGAGCACGGCAUCGGCAGCGGGUUCAAGCAGCCGAGCAACUUCCCCGCAGCCACGCAAAACAAUUCGCAGAAUUGCGUGAAUAUCAGCAAAAAGAUUUUCACCGACGUGUAGCCAAUUAUAGAGCCGUGGCCCGGAACACUGGAGGGGGCGGUGUGUAAACACAGCUGCUUCUGUCCCUGCACGCUGCAGAGGGGAAUCCGCGCUAGAUCAUAUUAAGAAAGAAACAAAGAGCAAUCCCUGUCUGUUCAGAGGCGCUGCUUUUGUACUCCGUUAAAAAAAGAACCGGGAUUUUUUUCGUCUCGGUGAUCCAAAUUAUUUAUUUCCUUUCGCGCUUGUGGUGAACGAGCUCCUUAGCAUAUUAGGCCUAUUAUAGUUACAGACUUGACCUCAUGUGCAUUGUGCAAUAGCCAAUAGUUUAUCACAACGUAUAAGAUGUAUAACUGUGAAAGAUGGGUACUUGAAGAAAACUCACAUUGUAUUCAAAUGUGUUAUAAGUCGUGAUCCGUCAGCCAUAGCCUGCGUUCAAUAUUCAGAAUCAUUUAAAUACUAAUAAUGUGUUUAAAUACCACACGUGUUGUCUGAAAACACAGUUCUCCAUAUAUUAUCUAAAUUAGAUUGUUCUGUGAUGUGCCUUUAUUGUGCGUUAAUACUGUCGUUAAAGGUAAUCCCCCUGUAUUCCUUAUAUGAACGGUCCCAUUAUAGACUAUAUUUAAACGGCACCAUAUAAACACUGGAUCACGCCGACUGUCCGUGUCUCGUCAUCGGUGCCGGACGCACCCAGAAGCACAGCCUUCUUUCACGCACGUACAGCAAUCAAAGAUGGAGCUUUCUCUUUGGAUGCCUCAAACAUAACCCGCUGCGAUGCAGUCGUCAUGGUGACGGUGGUUUCCACGAUAACCCCAGUCACCGUUGCCAUGGCAGCCUUGUUUCCACAGUAACCUUCCAGGUGGCUUGGAAGCUUAGUUGAAGAUGUGUGUCUAAAACGAUUGCCCUUGGUCCUAAAAAGACUGGUCUCUCAUCACGCUUUACGAGCGUAAAAACAAGACCAACUCACCCGGCGCAACAAUUGACAACAAUCAAUCAAUCAACAAACCCACAACAUUUCCCCCAUGCGCGGCUUGUGCAGAAUGAAGCAGGAACCACUCAGAGGUGAUAAGCCGGGAGAAGUGGAAGAAGAGGCAUCGCGUGAGGAAUUACGAAUGGACUGGGAGCACUUUGUGGCUCGCUGUCCUGACUGCACUACUGCGGGUAUCCAGCAGAGGCCGCUGUAGUCCAAGCGCUAAACUGGUGAACUCCAUUCCAUUCUUCUGCACAAACUUUCUAGAACCCCUGACAACAGCAAUCUACUGCCUCAAAUUUUGGGCACAAUGAUCUGGUCUUCCUUUGGAGCCAGAUUCUCUAAAUUUGAAAGCUGAGACCAAACUCAACUGGACAAUUUUCCUGAUGGCUGACCUCCUGUACUCGAUGCAUACCAGCCCAGAAAUCCAUCAAGAAAAUGACAAAAAAAACAACAACAUGUAACAUAUUCUAUAACUUCAUAUUGAUGCAGUUUUCUGACUGCUUCUCUUCUGAAGGUUUGUGGAACCGUCAAAUGUUGAGAGUGACCAGGCAGUGAAGCAAUACAGCUGGAACUGUGUUAUUGACUGGCUUUUCUCUAAAGCUUUCUAUAUAAAGGAAAGCACAUUUAAACUUUGGACAGAUAUUUACAUUCUGUUUUCCUAUUUCAUACUAAUGAUAUUCAUUACGGCCAAAAACUGAUGAACAGCUUUUGCAACAAGUAAAAAGUUGUAACAACUGAGGCCAACCAUGAUUUUCUGAUAUGAAACUGUGAUACAAAGCAAAGACUGUUAGCCAUAUGCCUUUUGUUAGCUCUGUGUGCUCGACGCAACAACACACACACACACACACACGCACGCACGCACGCACACACAAGUAAAAAAAACAGACCUACAUGUGUGUGCCAGUUGUAGCUACUCCCCUGAUCUGCACAUGUAGAACAAUAGAGAAACAUGUAUGAACUGUACACACAAACAUAGGCACACACACAUACAGUAGCCAUGUACCUGUGAAAGGCUCCCUUUUAUCCCAGAGUGCACUUGUGUGUUUUUUGGGAUGGGGGAGAAUCAUGUCAGUGGAAGGCUGUUUAUGCCAGUAUUUGUUCUGUGUUAUUCUGUGCUGUCUUAAACAUGACCGACAUAAAGAGAC